Molecule: messenger RNA, 2469 nt
Organism: Nomia melanderi (Alkali bee)
Lineage: Eukaryota; Metazoa; Arthropoda; Insecta; Hymenoptera; Halictidae
Gene: path
Product: solute carrier family 36 member pathetic
Biological process (GO): amino acid transmembrane transport
Cellular component (GO): vacuolar membrane
Molecular function (GO): L-amino acid transmembrane transporter activity
Source: RefSeq, a predicted model, not a curated record
GGGACAAAACCUGGGUUUAUUCUUGCACGGCGUGGUUCCUCGAGUCAGUUUCGUACUGUCGGUGUUCGUGGCGCGUGGCACGCUGGUACGUGGUCUGCGUUCGUACGUCUAAUGCAUCACGAGACGUUCCCGUACGGACCAGCAGCACGCGAAACAUUUUCGAAAAGAAACUCGAUUCCCCGUCGAACCGACAGAACACCGGCCAACGUGCGUACCGGCGUUUCGCUGGGGAUGAAGUAACACAUCGCUCGAACGGUAUCUAUCGAUUCAUACCCACGAGGCUUUCGUUUUCACCCUCGCACGUGCGCAGGACACAGAUAACUGAUCUCGGUCACAGUCAGCUGGAGAACCACAAAAAUGGAUAACAAACCGCCAACGGAAAUGGACACCUUCCUGCCGCAGGAUGGGUCCAACUUGAAGGAUGGUGUAUUAUCAAAAUACAAAGUACAAGUCGUCCCGCGAGACCCGGAGGCUCUGCAAGGGGACGGGAAGAAGUUCGAUCCGUUUAACGAAAGAAAAGUUGAUAACCCGACAACGGACUGUGACACAUUAACGCAUUUACUGAAAGCCUCGCUUGGCACUGGCAUUUUAUCCAUGCCGAUUGCUUUCAAGAAUGCUGGCCUCCUCGUCGGUGUGUUCGCGACAAUCCUGGUCGCGUUUGUUUGCACACACUGCGCAUACAUUUUGGUAAAAUGCGCGCACGUACUCUACCACAAAACGCGGAGGACAGAAAUGAGCUUCGCCGACGUGGCGGAAGUAGCGUUUUCUACGGGACCAGAAUGGGGAAGAAGAUUUUCCAAGCCAAUUAGGUAUCUCAUUCAAAUUAGUUUAUUUGCAACGUACUUUGGCACCUGCAGCGUGUACACAGUGAUAGUUGCGGCGAACUUCAAUCAAAUCAUCGAGCAUUACGCGGAUGUACCGGAAGGCGAGUUCAGCAUCAGGCUAACGACAGCCUGCCUGCUGAUCCCCAUGAUACUGCUCAGUUGGAUACCAAAUUUGAAAUACCUCGCACCUGUUUCCAUGGUGGCCAAUAUAUUCAUGGGAACAGGCUUAGGAAUAACAUUUUAUUAUUUAGUAUGGGACUUUCCAUCUAUCUCCUCUCUACCGCUGAUCGCGCCUGUCGACGGAUUCCCGCAGUUCUUCAGCAUAACUGUCUUUGCGAUGGAAGCUAUAGGUGUAGUAAUGCCGUUAGAGAAUAACAUGAAAACACCGCAGCAUUUCGUCGGUAUCUGCGGUGUCCUUAACAAGGGAAUGUCUGGGGUUACGCUUAUCUACAUUCUUCUUGGAUUCUUGGGCUACGCGAAAUAUCAAGACAAAACGUUCGACAGCAUUACACUGAAUUUACCAACGGUAGAAAUACCUGCCCAGAUUGUGAAGAUCUUAAUAGCUCUCGCUGUCUAUUGUACGUUUGGUUUACAAUUUUAUGUGUGCCUUGAUAUUGCAUGGAACGGUAUAAAGGAGAAGUUCCAAAAGAAGCCAGUCCUGGCCAAUUAUGUUCUGAGAACAGUUAUGGUCGUGGGAGCAGUUCUAUUGGCUGUGAUCGUGCCGACUAUCGGACCCUUCAUCGGAUUAAUCGGUGCAUUUUGCUUUUCCAUACUGGGACUUUUGAUCCCUGUAUUCAUCGAAACUGUAACAUACUGGGACGUUGGCUUUGGCCCGUGCCACUGGGUGGCUUUGAAGAACAUUGUCAUAUGCAUCAUUGGUUUCAUGGCUCUAGUGUUCGGAUCUCGAAGCGCGCUAAUACAAAUCGUGAAGUUAUAUAGUUAAAAAUAUAUAGGCGUCUCGAUACAUAGGAGUGUACAUAUUCCAAUCUUUCAAACAGAUGUUUGGAAGUCAUUUGAAAGAACUGUAGUAAAUGAAUUUCUGAUAUAUUCGAUGGACAAUCAUAAAUGAUACGCACAUCAUUUGCAAUAAGUUGUUUCAGAGAACCUCUUUGUCAACGGACAAUUUUAUCAGAAAUUUACUUGCUACUUAUGUGUCCAUAAGUGAGUGCUCUAGUAAGAUACAAAAGAAACUGUUCAUUACAAAGAUUACUUCGAUUGCUGUGCAAAGAAGAGCUAAAGUACCGAUAUUCGGUAUUAUACUAUGAUUCGAAGAAUGCCUCUACGCACAAAUGAUUUCUAAGAUUAUAUUAUUGAAGGUUAUAUGAAAGGAUUUAAUUAUUAUGAACAUAUGAAGUAGGUAAUGCAUUUCCAAAGUGCCCAAUAAUGUUACAUUUUAUCCCUAAUAUUUAAUGCGUGGUAACUUUCAUUUAAUAUGAAACAAAUACAGACUGAUAACCAUUGGCAGUAUUCAUGAUAAUAGAAAGAUACUUUACAUCAUAAUAAUUGAUUAUUAUUUAAAGAAAAAGCACAAAACCAUAAAAUUUGUAUUAUUUAUAAUAAUUAAUUUGACUUUAACAGCAAAGUAUUUUAAUUCCCACCAUGGUAAAUUGAUAUUCAUAAAAAUAUUUUGUUUCUUAGCAUUAUU